Messenger RNA from Thamnophis sirtalis, 2575 nucleotides. NCBI's taxonomy places the organism in Eukaryota, Metazoa, Chordata, Lepidosauria, Squamata, Natricidae. The record is from RefSeq and is a predicted model, not a curated record.
AUGCCGGAAGGAGGGGUGAGCGCGAAGCGUUAUGGCGACGAGGACAACGAUAACGACGACAGCGGAGCCAGAGAGUGGGGAGGGCGCUCAAGAGAUGAUGGAGGUUGAUAAAAGAAUUGAAUCAGAAGAAUCUGGAGAUGAUGAAGGGAAGAAACAAGCAGUUUGCAUAGUAACAGACAUCAGUCAACAAAGUCUAAGAGAAGAGCAGAAUGGAGAGAAUUUAACAAGUGAUUCAGAGAUUCCAGUGGAUAUGGAAACUAUUAGCCUGGAUCCAGAGGCCGAGGAUGUUGAUCUGAAUCAUUUCCGAAUUGGCAAAAUAGAAGGGUUUGAGGUGCUCAAGAAAGUGAAGGAUAUUAGAUAUUUCAUUUAAUAUUUUACGACAUAUUGACGGCUUGGAUCAGCUCAUUCAGUUAAAGAAACUUUUCCUAGUCAACAAUAAAAUCAACAAAAUUGAGAACCUAAGCAACUUACAACAGUUGCAGAUGUUAGAACUAGGAUCUAAUCGAAUCAGGGCAAUUCAGAAUAUUGAUACCCUGACUAACCUGGAUAGCCUAUUUCUGGGGAAGAACAAAAUCACUAAGUUGCAGAACCUGGAUGCAUUGACAAACUUGACAGUGCUUAGCAUACAGAGCAAUCGGUUAACAAAGAUUGAAGGACUACAGAAUCUGGUAAAUCUGCGAGAACUGUACCUUAGCCAUAAUGGUAUAGAGGUCAUUGAGGGCCUGGAGAAUAACAAUAAACUUACAAUGCUGGACAUUGCAGCCAAUAGGAUCAAAAAGAUUGAAAAUAUUACCCAUCUAACAGAACUCCAGGAAUUUUGGAUGAAUGAUAAUUUCAUUGAAUGCUGGAGUGAUUUGGAUGAGCUGAAAGGAGCCAAGAAGUUGGAAACAGUCUAUCUAGAGCGAAACCCUCUCCAGAAGGAUCCCCAGUACCGUCGCAAAAUCAUGCUGGCUCUUCCAUCUGUCCGGCAGAUAGAUGCUACCUUUGUCCGAUUCUGAACCUUCCCUGGCCCUUUGCCUUUGCCUUUCUUCCUCUCAGAGUGUCACAACUGGGAUUUUUAUCCACAUACUGUAUCCUCUGUCUUCAGCCUGCUGACACUUACACAGCGAAUGGCCAACCAGAAGCACUGAUAUCAGACCUUGUAUACAAUGCACACACUAUUGUUGUUUUUGAAUAUUGUUGUUAUGAUUAUUAUUAUUAUUAAACCCUAACGUGUGAAAUCUCCUGGUCAUAAUGGUGUCUGUCUGAAUUAGGCAAACUAUCAAAUAAUUGGUCCUCUAAAUGUUUUCAGUGCUCUGACAGGCAGCUUAGAACUAAAAUAGCCUCUGACAGGGGUUAAUGUAUUGAAACAUAUUACUUUCGUUGUUUUUUUUCUUAAAAUGAACAUAGAAAACUUAGAAUCAUCCAGUGAACACGGAAGCAAUCGGAUGUAUAGAAUAAAUUGCAUUAUAUUGCUGAGUUAUUUGCUUUCACCUAUGUACAUUUUCUCCACCAUGUAAUUGACUUCCUCUUUUCAGUGUACACAUCCUUGUGUUUCUCACUAUACAAAGAUGGAUAUAUUCAAUAUGCCUUUAUUUACUUUUCUGAUUGCCGGCUCUGCAAAGCUUUAUGCUUUUGACAUGCUAUUCUGUACAUUAUUUCUGUUCUGCAAAAGAUGGUAGAGCAAGCUUUAUAAUCAAUAUGAAAUGAAUUUCAAACACUAAUUAUUAACAGAAGAAGACACAAUCCUAUAAAUGAUUGAUUUGGUCCUAAACCAGUCAAAUAACUACAGGUGGUAGAAUGGUAUAAGUGAAAUAUAAGUGUAUUUGGGUGUCAACAGUUCCUGAUAGGCAAAAAAAACCAGUGUUGAUUACAGGAGUAACUGAAUUUUGCAGCCAAGGGUUGAAGACAUGGUUUGUUUUCACAGGGGCCCUUUAGGCUUAUCAUUGCCUUGGAAAGAUGCUGGCAGUAAAGGUGUAUGAUUCCCUCUUAAAUAUUCACAUGAUAAAUCUGAAUAAAACCACAAGUAGUCAAAUUGUUUGCAUUUUUUUCAAGUGUGCUGUAUUGAUGACUGUUACAGCUGAGCUUAGAUUAAUGCUUUGAAUGUUUUCUGUAGAAAAAACCUGAUCAUUCCAAAUAUUAUCAAGAAUAGUCAAUUGUAUUUCUGUAGAUAUUUUGAUCCUCCAGUUAUCAUCCCUAACUAGCAAACAGUAAGCCCCAUACAUCCAGAAGCCACCAGAUUGCCUAUCCAGGGUAACUUAAUACAGUGGCUUUAAGUGUAAAAAAAUAAUAAUCUCCAGCCUCUCUAUACUAAUAUUGCAAAAAUUGAUUGAUUGAAAUCUCUGGUCAUCUAGGCAAAUUGUUCUGAAAUUUGUUUUGAUCCCACAUUAGUAUUUAUAGAACAGAAAUUAAUACAUUUGAUCUUUAGAAAUAUAAUUUUUCUAAUGUCUACAUUAAGAUGCCUAGUUUGAAAAUUUUAGCUGAUAUCUAGAUCAAUGUUACGUUUUACCAAAUUUUUCUGGAAUUCCAUUGAUUUACUUGAAUGUAUGCCCCUUUAAAAAUUGUCUUGAAAUAAAGCAUUCUUUGCUUUGGAGAA